Vigna unguiculata (cowpea) is the source of this 4218-nucleotide messenger RNA. The record is from RefSeq and is a predicted model, not a curated record. NCBI's taxonomy places the organism in Eukaryota, Viridiplantae, Streptophyta, Magnoliopsida, Fabales, Fabaceae.
AUUUGGACAGAUAAUGGAUGUACAUUGAAAACAACAAGUAGUUGUAGGUUUAAUAUCUUUGAUAAAGAAUUGGCUUGAAAGAGCUAUUUAUGGUGACAAGAAUUAAUAGGGUCAAAUAGAAGAAUCUUAUUAUUUCUUAAACUAUAAGCCUGGAAAUCUUGAAUUAUUGGUGGUGCAUUACUGUUGAAAAGUAAUGUUUUUUGUUAUCAUGUAUGGGAUCCCAUCUUUAGGGUUAGGGUUAGGACUGUGCGUUGACUCUUUGUGUUCUACUUAUUUGUUCCUUAUAUAAACAACAGUAAAACAUUAACAAUGAUAAGUUUUCACUGUUUCAUUUCUCUAAAAUCUCUUCAAGAUGGUAUCAGAGCCAGAACAUCUUCUCUGGUUCAUCUUCACUGUUUGUCACAGUGAUUGUCGUCAUCCGCUACUUGUCUGCCGUCUUCCGCCACCGUCUGUGUGUCGUCUGUUGCCGUCGUCGCUGGUGUGUCCACUUCGGCGAAGUCAGGGUUAGGUGCGCCUCGAGGAGUGUUCACCACACACUGCCUUCCCGGCGUCGGAAUCGUGCCCCGUCACUGUCGUUUGUCUCGUUGGAGCCUCCUGGGCCUAUUUCUGCUCUUGUUUCUCUGUUUCGGUGGCCAUAGCUUGAACCUAGGGUUUCUUCUCAAGAGUUGGGGUUUUUUUUUGGAAUGGCUUCUACGAGUGGAAUGUCAUCCUCUCUAUCAGCUACUCCUAUUAUUACCUCUGCAAAACUGAACUGGAAAAAUUACUCCUCUUGGUCAGCUUCGGUGGAGUUGUGGUUUCUUGGUCAAGGCUAUCAUGAUCAUCUUGAAAAAGAUGUCUCUACUAUUUCAGAGGAAGAGAAACCUAAGUGGUAGAAAUUGGAUUUGCAGUUGUGUGAUGUUUUAUGGCAAUCGGUUGAGCAAGGGGUCUUAGACAUUUUGAGACCUUACAAGACAUGCUUCUCUUUUUGGAAAAGGGCACAAGACAUUUUUGCUAACGACAUUCAACGCCUCUUUGAUACAACUCAAAGAGUAGCCUCACUCAAACAAAUCAAUGAUGAUAUGGUCUCUCAUAUAGGAAAGGCUAGGGCUGUAGUAGAAGAAUUAAAGAGCUUUUUUGUGGCUGAUUCAUUAGAAGAUAUCAACAAAAAACUCGAUAAGUUGUACAUGGUCUUAAUUUUGAGGAGUUUGCACUUGACUUUUGAUCAUGUACGUGAUCAAGUUUUAGGUGGUGAUCAAAUCCCUUCGAUGGACAACUUAGUUACUAGACUUCUUCGUGUACCUACAUUGGUCAAAGAUGAAAGUUCAACUGAUGUUUUUGAAACAUCAGGAUUGGUAGCACAACAAGGAAGAGGAGGAGGUCGGAGCAACCAUGGAGGAUGUGGUGGUCGAAGUGGGUGUCCUCAAUGCUCAUAUUGUAAUAGAAUGGGUCAUACCCAAGAUAGGUGUUAUUCCUUAUAUGGUUUUCCUGAUAAAGCUGCUCAUGUGUCCAAGCCUGAUCAUUUAGAAUCUAGAAUUUCUGAUGAAGAGUACCAAGAAUUUUUGAGGUACAAAUAUGAGAAAUUCAACAAUCCUGGCCAAUCCUCUUCAAUGUCAACUGCAUGCAUCUCAAUCUGUGGAAGGUCUUAGUCCAUGGAUUCUUGAUUCAGGUGCCUCAGAUCAUGUAUCUGGUAACAUUUCUUCAUUUUCCUCCAUUUCCUCUCCCCAAAUUCCUCAUUUUAUUAUUGUUGCAAGUGGAUCCAAAGUGGCCUCUCAAGUAAUUGGCAAAGUUUCUUUAUCCCCUUCACUAAAUUUAAAUUCUGUUUUGUACAUUCCUCAUUGUCCUUACAAUUUAAUCUCUUUGAGUCAAUUGACUCAUUCCUUAAAUUGUUCUGUAACCUUUACUACUAAUUCCUUUGCUAUACAACAACAUGGUACGGGUCUCUGAUUGGGUCACCUUGUUUCCUCAGUAUUGGUCACCCUUUGCUAUACACCACAGAGACUUUAUUUCCUAAAACCAUUCCCUCAGUAUCUUGUUUUGCAACUUCAUCCCCAAAACUUUUGCAUGAUGGUUUGGGUCACCCAAGUUUGUCCAAGUUGAAGAUGAUGCUUCCAAGUCUCAAACACAUUCAAGCCUUAGAUUGUGAAUCGUGUUAGUUAGGAAAGCAUGUUAGAUCUUCCUUCCCUAGAAGGUCUAAGACACGAUGUAAUUUUGUUUUUUCUACUGAAUUCUGAUGUUUGGGGACCAAGUUGUGUCACUUCUUUUGGUUUUAACUAUUUUGUAACUGUUAGAAUUAUUACCUAUACCUAUUGUAUCAUUAACCCUAUGUGUAGGGGGUUGAGUGUGGGAAACUACCUACUGCCAUAUCUACUGUUGCAUGUAAUCAUGCCUAGUAUCUUAGAGUAGUCUUUUCAUAUCUUUUCAUAUGUACGUGCUUGCUUCAUUAUAAAUAGAAGAGGAAGAGAGUGGUACUGUAGUCCACUACUCAUAUUUUAAAGUCUCAGUCUCAAGUUGGUAUCAGAGCGGGUCGAUCCCGCUCUGGUUUCCCUCUGGUCUGUCCAUUGGCACUUGUUGCCAUCGUCCGCGGCUGUCCGCCGCUAUUCGUCACUGUUAAUCACCGUCUGCAGCUGUUCACUGCCAUAAAACACUAUCCAAAGCUACCCACUGUCACUGUUCACAAAACCGUCGCUGUCUGCCACUGUUCCGCCGCAGUCCGCCACUGUUCGCCGCCGGCCGCCGUCUCCGGCCACCUCAGUUUUCGCCGGCGACCACUGGAUCUGGAGCGCCUCUCCGAGCGACAGCCAACCCCACCGGUGCCGGAACCAGCCUCCCGUCGACGCGCCGCCACGCGCCGCUUCUCUCUCCGCUGCGAACAGGCGCGUGCAGCCCACGCGCCGCCUUCUGCUGCUCGGAACCUCACGGCGCCACCUCCGUAGCUCUCGCCGGAGUCUUCUGCUGCUGUUCCAACCCUCAAAACUCCGAUUCAGUGAGGUCCAGACGUCACCCUUGCGGACAUCUCCCUCGGUCGUUUAAAAAAUCUCCACUGUUUUUUGCGUUUCUGUGUUUCUGCUCUCUGUUUUUUUGUUCCCUUGAUCAGAAAUGGCCUCUGGAAGUGUUAUUUCAUUCUCUGGAAGUCCUUCCAUUACUUCCGAGAAGCUAGAUGGACAAAAUUACCUCUCUUGGUCCGUUGCUGUCGAGAUGUGGUUCCUUGGUCAAGGACAUCAUGACCACCUUGAGAAAGACGGAAGCCAUGUGCCUCGAGAAAAAGCCGAACAGUGGAAGCAAGCAGAUUUUCAAUUGUGUGCCUUGUUGUGGCAAUCCGUGGAGCCGAGACUAUUAAUGUCUCUUAGGGCAUUCAAAACAUGUCACUCGUUUUGGAAGAGGACUCAGAAUAUCUAUGCCAACGAUAUCCAACGCCUAUAUGAUUCGGCGGACAAGUUGGCAUCUCUGAAAAUGACCAAUCAUGACAUGAUCUCCUUCAUGAAUGAAGCACAAUCAGCCGUGGAAGACCUGCGGAUGUUUCUCGAAGUCGACGCUUCAGAUGAAAUGAAGAAGAAGCUGGACAAAUACUAUAUGGUGAUGAUUCUUCGCGCCAUUCAUCCAGACUUCAAUCACAUUAGAGAUCAACUGUUGACCUCUCAUGAGGUCCCUUCCAUGGACACCCUGAUCCAGCGUAUGAUUCGUGUCCCGAAAGUCCCAACACUUGAAAUUCAAGAAUCUCAUGCUCGAGUAGAUUCAUCUGUUAUGGCCGCUACUCGAGGAAGAGGAGGACGUGGACCUAGAGGAGGUGGACGUGGAGGCCGUGGACGUCCUCAAUGCACGUAUUGCAAGAGGAUGGGUCACACUCAAGAAAACUGUUACUCCUUACAUGGAUUUCCUGCCAAAACAGCCAAUGUCUCCCAGGCAGAGACUACUGACUCCAAGUUCACUGAGGACGAGUAUCAAGAGUACCUACGCCUCAAAUCCAACAGCUUGGCACAGUCAUCUCAAGCUCCAAGUACAUCAACUGUUUGUAUCUCCCAAUCCAUGGAAGGUCACAAUUCAUGGGUAAUUGACUCUGGUGCUUCUGAUCACAUUUCUGGAGCGUGGCUCGGGGAGACGGAUUGGAGAAGGAUAUGAAGCGGGCGGAUUAUACCAUUUUGGAUCUCGUCCACGUGUGUCAUGUGUUGCAGCCCCCAAUCCUAAAAUGUUACAUGAUCGGCUUGGUCACCCUCACCUGUCCAAGUUAAAGAAAAUGUUUCC